CUCAAUGGUUAGACACAAACUACGCAGCGACUCACAGCUUUUUUUCUUUUGAUUCAUUAGAGAGAUAGAUUCUUUUUUUGCGGCCGCAAUCAUAUUUUUGAAUUUCACAUUCUUAUCGCUGUGUCGUAUUCUAUAGUGUGUAAAUAGAAAAAAACAAGCAUCUCUAUUUGGAAACUUAGUUAUUGCGUGUAGAAGUAUUGAAAGAGAAAUACAAAUUCUAGAUUCUUGAAUACCGGUUCAAGAAGAAAAACCCAUCAAAAGAAUUUCAUUGAAAAACAAGUGUGAAAUUUUCGUUUCAUUGAUUGAGACGGUUUAAUUCCCUUUUAUUGAAGCGCAAAAAAAGUGAAAUUACAACAUCGAUCCGUUAUAGAGAAAGAGUGAGAAUGAAAAAAAGCACAUAGAACUAAUAGCCAGCGAUAAUGAUCAUGUUACUCAUAAGAACGGAUAUGAUCGUCUUGUGUGUGUAUUGAGAAAAAAGUGAUAAAAAAGAAUAACCAGUUACAUCAAAGAAAAAGAAAGAAAAGAUCUUUGUGUUUUGUGAGAUUUUUUUUUUGUUCCAAGGUCCGACCGAUUAGAUUGUAGACACUUAUUAAAACAGUAAUUUUUUCGGUGACUUUCAUCGUUGUUCUUGAAUGAAGACAUUUAAAAAAAAAAUUCUCUUUGCUAUAAAUAGAGAGGCAGUGCUUCAAAUUAAUGACAACACCGUUCAAUUGUUUUAUUCAAACAAAGCGACAUAAAUUAUGCUCUCUGUGUCGACAAAAUAGUGUGUUGAACGAAAAUAAUGUGUAUCUAAAAUUGAAAGAGAGAGAAAGAAAGACAUUUGAUGGCAACGAAAACCUGCUACAUCGCAAUAUAUCGUAUACGAACCGAAUGACGGAAAAGAACAUGAAUGAACAAUAAACAAAGACCAAUUUUCCUGCUUAUGAUAGAAACUUACGUUCUUCAUUCGUUUUUGUGUGGAUGUGUCGCGUAUUUCAACGGUUGAAUGAGAUCAAUUAAGAAUUUUCGUCAAAACAUGCGCAAUUCAGAUCUCACGUAGUGAACAUUUUGACACAUAGAUAGUAUUGUUCUUAAUCAGAAUCAAUUUACGAAAAGAAAACACAACAAUUUCACGCCAUACAAAAGGAAACAACAACGCAAAAACCACUUUCAACGCAUCUGUUCAGUUUAGACUCUGAAAAUUUUGUGCACUUUUCAAAUUAGAUAAUUUGCUGUGAUGAAUGGUCUGUCUCAAUGGAUUUGUAUUUUUGCGUUAAUCUUUGCCGGUGACGCUGCUAUCGAACCGCCGCCAUGGAGUGAUCCAAGUCGAAAUCCAUGCGCUAAUAAACCAGGCGGUUGGCAACUUCUAUACUGGGCACCGCUUAAACAAUGCUUCAAAAUAUAUACGAUGGGCUAUCCAUGUCCAGAUACAAUGGAAUUAACACCCGGCAUGAGAAGUACACGUUCAUCGAAUGGUUUGAUAGCCGAGUGCCGAUGUCCGCCUGGUACAGCACAAAAUUUUGAUUCAACCGCUUGUUAUAAAUUAUACGAGCAAGGACCUUGUGAUAUUGGUCAAUUCUUUGCUCCAGUCAAUGAACCGUCUAAUGCAGCGAUACCAAAGAAGCGAAAGGGCUUUUGCAAAACACCACCUGAAUGCCCCAAUGGACAGGUUUAUUGGCCACAAGAUUCCAAAUGCUACACGCUUCAUACAAAAGGUCCAUGUCAAAAAGGAAAACUAUUUGUCAUUGGCAAAAAUCGACUGGCAGAAUGCAAGUGCGAAAAUGAAAACGAACUGGCACAAUAUUAUUAUAAGCCGUUCGGAACAUGUUAUGAACAUUUUACGGUGGGACCAUGUGAAGAUGGUGGCAAAAUAUUUUUACCAGGUGGAAAAUGCGGUUGUCAUGUAAAAUUGCCAAAUUAUCAUGAAGACACUGAUCAAUGCUAUGAACUUGGUACCAAUGGUCCAUGUCCGGCUGGUUAUUUGUUUACCAUCCCAGAAAACAGUAUACAAAAUCAGUAUGCUCAGUGUCAGUGCAAAGAAGGUUAUGCAAGUUGGCCAGAUGGUCAAUGUUAUCGUUUGUAUACCAGAGGUCCAUGUGCAAAUGGUGAAUUUUUGGUGAAUUCAACGACAUGCAUUCGGAAUCCAUGUGGAAAAGGUCGACUCUAUUUUCCCGAUGAAAAGACGUGCUAUCGUAUUGGUUAUCAGGGUCCAUGUGAUCUGAAUCAAGUGGUUGUCUUUGAUUUCACUGUUCGACCAUCCAUCGAUGGUAUUUCGUAUAAUGGUGUGUGUGGAUGUGCGGGCAUUAUUAAAUCUUUAGAUCAAAAAUGUCAACCAGAAGAUAUUGUGGAGAAAAAUCCGUGCCAUUCAACACCCGGAAUGGUUGAGAUAAAUGGUUCCUGCUAUAAAUUGUACACCAAAGGUCCUUGUGCCGAUGGUCUUUGGCUGGAACCGAUCAAAAUUCUCAAACGAAGCGAUAAACGUGGCGCACAUUGCGCAUGCAGACCAGGCUAUACUAAAUAUGAAACAGCUAAUGGUAUCGGAUGCUACGCACCAAAUAUAGGAAUAGCGAGGUAUUUAAAUGGGAAAAAUUUCAGCAUUUCAAUGCUUGGCGAGGAGUUUGUUAGCUCAUUUUUUAAUACAACAUCGCAUGCCACGGUUUUUGCAACCAGUUGAUUUUGAAAUUUAAUUUGUUUUACUAUCCUAUGCAUAUUGAAAAGUUGUAAUCAUGUGUAUUUCAAUUUCACAGAAGCUCUGCUUUUUCAAAUGAUUCUGUGUUUGACACAAAUUCCAUAAAUAAUUAUUUAAUUUGACAAUUUUAACUCGUGAAAGUUACCAUUUUUCAAAAUCAUGCACAAUAUUUGAAAAGGUAGAGUGAAUCGAAUCUAUUUUCCUAUGGUGGUGUUCUUGAAAUUUGGCGUAUACAUAUUUUGUGUUUAGUGUAUUUUCAUCAAACAGUUGAAAACUUAAAUUGUAAAUAGCCAAUAUGUGUAGAGUCUGCAAUCAAUUUGAUUCGAACCGAUUGCAAUAUUUUAUAUAUGUAGAAAACUAUCGAAUAGACUGAUUAGUUAUGUGCAAAUAACAUUGUAUACAUGUAUAACCAUAUUAAUUGUUUACAAAACAAAAAUCAAUUUCAUUGAUUUAAAACUGUAAUUUUAGUUUCAAAUUGUCUAUUUCGAGUCUAUACCUACAUUACUGUUUUGAUAUGGCUUGUUUUGCAUGCUGGUGUUUCUUGUAUUUUUCAGUAUUGUUUACACAUGAUUCUAUAGGGUAGACAUGGACUAUAGUUGUCAACGAACCGCUGAGAGAAAAACUCAGAGAAAAAACUAUAAAAAAAUAGAUUUUCUUAAGUAAAACUGACUCAUGGAAAAUGUACAUGUGUUUUACUUGAGAAAAAAACUAGAUCUUACUAAGAAUCAUGUCUAUCCUCUAGGUUUAAAUAAUUUAAUCCUUCUACUUGUGUGUGUGUGUCUUUUUUUUUAAAAAAUCUUCUAAAUAGCAACCGCAAUAGCUUGGCCAUUUUUCUUCCACAUUUUCUCCCUAUCAAUUCACAAUCACAGAUGAUUUCAAAAAUUUUCUUUAUGUAGGUGGUUUCUAAAUUUUUUCGGAUAUCCAACAGCUGAAGAAGAAUUGCACAAUUAGUGAUUCUUGUGCAUCGGAAUGCGGAAAUCAGAUUAUUUCAAACAUCGAAUCAUUCAUUCAAUUAAAAAAAACGGAAUGAAAUAGUCAUAACGAAAAAAUAUUUGUCACCAAUUUGAUUGGCUCGCAAAUCAAGCGAUCGAUAAAUGUUUAUGCUUUUGAUUUCCCCCGUGUAUUCAAGCCGAAUUGAAAUUUGUUCAGCGAGAAUAUAGUUUUUAGAAUAGUUAAGUUUCAACAACAAAUACGAAAUGUUAAGUGUUGUAAUGUGAUUGUGCCAUAUAACUCGUUUUUAACUAGAAUCAUAAACAAAAAGAAUUAUGUAUGACUAACUAUAAGAAUUUUAUAAAUAAUAAAAAGAAAAAUCAGUUGAAAAUCGAA
Messenger RNA from Contarinia nasturtii (swede midge), 3994 nucleotides. RefSeq lists its product as uncharacterized. NCBI's taxonomy places the organism in Eukaryota, Metazoa, Arthropoda, Insecta, Diptera, Cecidomyiidae. The coding region runs from base 1217 to 2653 and encodes 478 amino acids. The record is from RefSeq and is a predicted model, not a curated record. The transcript is spliced from 8 exons.